GCCGCACCUGGGGGGCGGGAGGGGGCGGCCCCUCCCGCAGUCCCCGCUCCAGCCGCCCGCUGCCAGCACCCCCCGGCCGCAAAAUGAGCUUUUUCUCCCUUUUCUCCCCAAAGGAGCGGCUGUCCCGCUAGCGGGGAGUGCUUGCCAUGGACAGUGACCACGCGGGCAGGUACCGCCUGAGCGUGGCCACCAGUCCGCCGCGCUGGGAGGUCGGCAUCUACGCCGCGGGCGCACUGGCGCUGCUGGGGAUCGCGGCCAUCAACCUGUGGAAGCUCUGGCGCUCCGGCAGCUACCCGGCGCCGUCCCCCUUCCCCAACUAUGACUACCGCUACCUGGAGCAGAAAUACGGGGCGGCGUGCUCGGAUGUCAAGCACAAGCGCGGGGCCACCGUGGGCUCGCAGCGGGGGCUGGGGAAGACGUCGCCCAUCCGCCAAGCCAGCCUGCGGGCGGCUGACACCUUCGAGAGCAUCAACGAGCUGGGGAGCCUGGAGCUGAUGAGCAAAGACCUGGGGCUGGCCCCCUACGGCCCCUUGAAGAAAUCCAUCUCGGCCGACUCGCUCAGCUCCAUCUCCUCCAUCGGGAACAACUUUGGGCAGGACAUCACCGUGGGGCAGGUGGAGGUGUCCAUGGAGUACGACGGGAAGGCGGCCACCUUGCACGUGACGCUGCUGCAGGGCAAGGACCUGCUGGAGAAGGAGGACACGCGUUUCGAGUCCUGCUUCAUGCGCAUCAGCCUGCUGCCGGCCGAGCAGAUCGUCGGCAUCUCCCGGAUCCAGCGGAGCACCUACGCUGUGGCCUUCGACGAGCGCUUCUCCAUCCCGCUGGACCCGGCGGCGCUGGAGGAGAACAGCCUGCGCUUCUCCGUCUUCGGCAUCGACGAGGACGAGAGGAACGUCAGCACCGGCGUGGCCGAGCUCAAGCUGUCCGACCUGGACCUGGCCCUGCGCCCCUUCAACGCCUGGCUCUACCUGCAGGACAUGAACAAGGCGGUGGACACGGUGGGGGAGAUCCUGCUGUCUCUGAGCUACCUGCCCACGGCCGAGCGCCUGACGGUGGUGGUGGUCAAAGCCAAAAACCUCGUGUGGACCAACGGCAAAGUGACCGCAGAUCCCUUCGUCAAAGUCUACCUGCUGCAGGAUGGGAGGAAGAUCAGCAAGAAGAAGACGGCGGUGAAGAGGGACGACAACAACCCCUUGUUCAACGAGGCCAUGAUCUUCUCGGUGCCGGCCAUUGUGCUCCAGGACCUGUCCCUGCGGGUGACGGUGGCGGAGAGCGGCGAGGACGGCCGCGCCGACAACACGGGCCACGUCCUCAUCGGCCCGGCGGCCAGCGGCAUGGGCAUCACCCACUGGAACCAGAUGCUGGCCACGCUGAGGAAGCCCGUGUCCAUGUGGCACCCGCUGCGGAGGAACUAAGGGUGCUGGCGGGGGGAGCCCCGCGCGCCCCGGGACGCUGCACCCCGAUGCCAGCUCUGCCCCGUGGACGGCGGCCGAGCGCUGUGUCCAGAGGUCUGGGGCUGGCCAAAAAGGCAGAGCUGCCGGCACGCCUCGGCCCAAGCAUCCCGCUGCCGAAAGCCUCGACGGGGAGGAUGGAGAAACUCCUGUCCGCAUCUCUCUCCAUCCGCAUGCGCUGGAAGCUACCAAGGGACCCGCCGAGGAAGGACCAAAACCAGCAAAAUCCUCCCCAAACUGCUGCCCGGCUGCCUGCCCGGCUCCUGAGCAUCCUGCACGCCCCCCGCCGGGCUCCUCAAACCAGUGGUGACCCCAGACGUGGCCUCUGGGGACCGCUGGGGGGAACGCGACGGGCUGCUUCGGAAGGCGCUUUUGGGGCAAGCGAGGGGAAAAUGCCGAGGGGGGCGAUAAAUGCUGGCACUGCGCGGUUUCUCUCAACACGUGGGGACUUUCUGCUGGGUUUCGGAGGGAUUUUGGUGCACUGCACCCGGGCUGAACCACUUCAAAUUGCAAGGAAAAAGGGAGAAAUAACAGCAGAAAAAAAACAAACCGUUGUUAUAUAUCUUCUCUUUCCUUCCACCGCCUUUCCAGCAGCAUAAAUCAAGGCAGAUGCUGCUGGCUGCUGACGGGCGUCAGGACUUGACGAGCGGUCUUUAAACCCCUUGGGUUUGAGGUCAAGUCCAGCCUGAGUCAUCCCCUAAAGGUUAAAUGUGAGCAGGGGCACCUGUCCCCACCCCAGCCCUUUUCCCAGCUGAAAUAACUCCUGGGCUCCCCCCACAGCAGGGCCAAGUCCAACAGGCACCAGAGACCUGCCCAGGUUCCUGAUUUUUAAGCCCAUCUCCUGUUUCAGGGGGAAAGGAGGGGAAAAAAAAACCUCUAUGGACACUGUCUGCUUGUGGGCUCCUGUCCCAAGCAAGGUCCUCUGCAUAAAGGUAGCUUUUUUGGGGAGCCGAUUCCCCCAGUUUUCUGGAGGCUGACAGAUGGAGGGAGCUGGCAGGCAAAGGAUGCUCUGGGGACGCGUCCCGUGCUCGCAGCAGAGCCUCGGCUUGUCUCUGCCUGCAGGAUGCCUGCAGAAAGCCAGGCAGGGAAACCUGGGGGGGUGCGUGGGGGCUCUUUGCCAGGGAGCUGGCUCCACGGGGUGGGCUAGGUGAGGCAUUGGGUUGCUUGAAUGAUUUGAGCUGGAAAAAAAAAUAUAAAAGCGUGAAUGAGCCAUUUAGCCCUGAUUAAAGAUAAUACCACGGUGGUACCCUGAGCUGGCAGUGAUUUUCUUCUCUGCUCCUCUGUCUUCCGUCUGACCAUUGUUUUGGCAUGAGGCUGUGAUUGCUCCCCCCCACACACAACCCCUUGCAUGUGCUGCGCUGGCUCCUUCCCCCGUGCGCACCCAGCGCUGCUCGCAGAGGCACAGAUUUUAUUUCUCCCACGCUCUUCCUCCUCCCCACCUCUCCCUCCAGGAGCCCCCAUGUCCCAUCUGCUGCCACCAUGCAGCUGCCGCGUGAGCCGGCGCCGUCCCUCCGCGAGCUGACACAUGGCUGGCUCUGGGGACCGGGGCACAAGCCAAGUGAUGCUCAGCAUCACGUUUGUUUGUUUGUUUGUUUAUUUUUGCACAGCCGGUACUGACAGGCACCAAGAUUUGAGGGGAAAAACGUGCUUAUUAGCUACUUCACCUAGCGUUUGGGAAGAAAGAAAGAAAUAGGAAGGUUUGCCUAACGUGCAGCCCCUGCAAAUUGCUGAGCUUUUUUUUUUUGGUCAGGAUGAGAUGAGUGCCUUCCCCUGGUGUUCAGUGAGGCUGAAAUCGCUGGUGGGCAAGUGCUGCAAAGCUCUGAAAUGCCAAGGCACGUAUGGUUUGGUGGUUUCGCAGCUCCUCUUCCAGUCCCUCCUCUGUGCAGGCUUCUCAGCAGCUUUCCCUUCCUCCUAGAAUGACACUCGUGUGCUGCCCUGGGGACAGUAAGUGGCUUUCUGAGCCACUUCUCGGGGGUGGUUCAAGACGUGUGGGUCAUCAGGACCUCCUCGAGCUAUCGAGGAGAGGGGACAAUGGCGCUGGGGGCUGUGGAGGAGAUGCUACAGAGCUGAGGCUCAGCAGGCAGCAAAGCAGGGUGGGGGAUGGAUUAUUUCGGGGGGUACAGGGCCAGGUAAUGGGUCCAGGAGGGACAGGAGCUGGGGGGACAGAGCUGGAGG
This is a messenger RNA of Cygnus olor (mute swan), 3626 nucleotides long. RefSeq names its product synaptotagmin 12 (gene SYT12). The transcript has 8 exons. Bases 147 to 1415 code for a protein of 422 amino acids. The record is from RefSeq and is a predicted model, not a curated record. Gene Ontology annotation, molecular function: calcium-dependent phospholipid binding; clathrin binding; phosphatidylserine binding. Gene Ontology annotation, biological process: cellular response to calcium ion; regulation of calcium ion-dependent exocytosis; regulation of dopamine secretion. NCBI's taxonomy places the organism in Eukaryota, Metazoa, Chordata, Aves, Anseriformes, Anatidae.